AGAGUGAGAGACAGAUAGAAAAAGUGAAAGGUCAAUAUAAAAUCUUCGGCUUUUGACUGUUGGGGAAUAAGGCGGCCGAGCGGGACGGUCACACACAAAAAGGGCUUAGGAUUAAUAAAUUAUAUUAUUGUAUUGUUUUAAAUAAGUACAACCUCGUUUUAGCCAAGCCUGACGAAUAUCACAAAAGUGGCGACGAGAAAAGUUAAUGUGAUCGUUUCGUGUUGUAAAGUGCUGACCAUAUUUUAAUUCGUUUUUUGUUCGUUUUCUUCCGUGUCCCGCUCACACACAUACACCCACACAAUUGCACCACCACGUCCCAAGAAGCGCAAGAUGAACCCCGCUGAUGCAACGAUGGAUUUACCGACGGAGGAGGAGCAGCGACGUGCAUCCUUAGGCCGACCUGGAUUUUUCAACCCGGCGGUGAUGCAGCAACCCGGAGCAUCGCAGCCGCACGUUCCCUCCGUGCACGAAGUAGCGUCCCAUCAUCAGGUGUCCCCAAACGGACACCUCUAUCCGCCAUCGCAAUUGGGACCCGCAUCAGCGCAGCCGGUAUCAGCGCCAUCGCAAUUUGUGCAACCGCCAUCGCAAACGGGCUCAGCUGUAGUGGAUAACGCCGUACUCCUGCAAACGCUGAAAAUGAUGCAGCAACUAAUGGCCCAGCAAAUAAGCCAGCCCGUAGUUACGCCAAAUUUUAAUCCAGAGCAAGCAACGGAAGCAUUAGCCAAUUCGAUUAUGGAAUUUCGGUUCGAUCCUGAAGCUGGCAUCACCUUCAGAACAUGGUUUUCCCGGUACGAGGAGCUGUUCAACGAGGAUGCUUGUCGGUUAAGUGAUGCAGCAAAAGUGCGACUUCUUUUAAGGAAGCUAGGUGCAGCCGAGCAUGAUCGAUAUUUGUCGUUUAUCCUGCCCCGGCGUUCAAAUGAAUUUUCAUUCAAGGAGACGAUCGCAAAGCUCGCUGUGCUGUUCGACGUACAGGAAUCCUUGAUAAGCAAAAGGUACAGGUGUUUGCAGCUUACAAGGAAACCUGAAGAGGAUCUGCUUACCUACGCAUGCCGUGUGAAUAAAUCAUGCGUAGAGUUCGAGCUCAGCAAGCUCGACGAGGAGCAGCUAAAGUGCCUCUUAUUCGUUUGUGGAUUAAGAGAAGAACGAGACGUCGAAGUGCGAACCAGAUUGUUGGCGAAAAUCGAGGAUCGAGAGCAGAUUACGUUGCAGCAACUGUCAGAGGAUUGCAGUCGCAUUGCCGCACUAAAAAGAGACAGCGCAAUGAUACAGGAAAAUGAACGGCAAGUACUCGCAUUGCAUAACAACAAUAAUACAAAAAUAUUAAAUAACCAUACUAAAGCUAACAAUUCGAGUUUUCAGCACCGGCAAUUCCCCAGAAGAAAUAAUUUCCAAAGAUAUAGUAAACAGCAUCCUCCCGCACGGAACACCCAGCCCAGCCGACCAUGCUGGCUUUGUGGCGAUAGACAUUGGGUGCAAGACUGCGAAUACAAAUCGCACACGUGCCAAGAUUGCGGAAUAGAAGGGCACCGAGAAGGACACUGCAAUACCGCAAGUCGAUUCGGAAAGUUUGGGCACAGCCCAUCAGCGGAGGCUAAAAUCGUCACGGUGAAUGCUUGUGCAGUCGCAGUAAACCGUAAGUACGUAAAUGUGCUAAUAAAUGGGAAGAAUGCCAGGUUGCAACUCGAUACGCGGUCCGAUAUCACGAUCAUAAAUCGACCCAUGUGGAAAAGCUUAGGAGAACCUUUAUUAAAUGCAUGCGAGAUAAGAACAAAGACAGUGUCAGGAGCUAACCUUCACAUAGACGGGGAAUUCGAAGGAAUUAUUACGGUUGGAGGAAAUACAAAAACAGCCACAAUACGGGUAGCUCACGUAAAUCUUUUAUUAUUGGGUGCAGACGUAAUAGAAUCUUUUAACCUGGGAUCGGUACCAAUGAAUGCGUACUGUGAAUCAGUUUCAACAACGACACCAAUUGCUAAAAGCUUAGAAUAUCCCAGCGUUUUUAAAGGAUCAGGCAACGAUAAUUAUUUUACAAACGGAACAACGACUGCUACAUAACAAAAAAAAAAGAGAAAAUGGAAUAUAUAAAAUGAGAUGCAUAAAAAGGAAUAUGAUAAAAAAAAGAAACGAAACCAAUAUAAUAGAAAGUAACACAUGCUUAAAGGAAAGUUGAUCAACAAUAGUGUCGUAUAGACCACAGCUUGCACGUUUCAUGAAAAAAGGCGAUCUAUUUUGUUUAAAGAGAGAGUGGGUAGCAAUCCCCAUGUGCAAAAGAAAUGCCUAAAUGAAAAAUUAUCAUUCAAGAAUUCAAAAGGAAAACAAAAUAAUAGCGACAGUUAUGGUCAGAAUCCUCAACUAAAAGAAAAGGAAUGUAGUACAUGAGCAACACAAUCAAGCAAGAAUACCAAGUCAUGAUCAAUUAAAUAAUAACCAUACAGCACGCAUCUCGAGCAUUUACAAAGCACAAACAGAUUACAGCCAAAAAAAGGAAAAGGGAUUUGCAGAAGUAAAAGAGCACUCUAACACAGAAAGUACUUUAAAAGAAGGCUGUUUGAAAAAAAAAACAAGUUGUAUAAACAAGUGGUCUUGCAGCAACAACAAAAUGGCAUCAGUGGUUGCUUCAGUGCAUCGUCUACGCAAAUAUUUAGAAGAACGGCAACCGCACGUCCUAGAAAGCUGAAAUCGGGUACAGGAACCACGACGCUCUUCUCGCAAUAGAAGAUUGCCCAGUCGGUUCGAAGUGUACCGUACAUUUUAAGAGAGGGAGAUGUUAUGGAGGCGUUUUAGGGCGAAAUGCGAUAAGUGAGCCAACCUGCGCAAACAGUUCGGCUCCGACUGGCUGGUCACUCAGCGAGCCGAGAGGCCACUCAGCACGAUCGAAAGGACGAUCGUGCUCUCUUGGAAUAAGGCGGCCGAGCGGGACGGUCACACACAAAAAGGGCUUAGGAUUAAUAAAUUAUAUUAUUGUAUUGUUUUAAAUAAGUACAACCUCGUUUUAGCCAAGCCUGACGAAUAUCACAAAAGUGGCGACGAGAAAAGUUAAUGUGAUCGUUUCGUGUUGUAAAGUGCUGACCAUAUUUUAAUUCGUUUUUUGUUCGUUUUCUUCCGUGUCCCGCUCACACACAUACACCCACACAAUUGCACCACCACGUCCCAAGAAGCGCAAGAUGAACCCCGCUGAUGCAACGAUGGAUUUACCGACGGAGGAGGAGCAGCGACGUGCAUCCUUAGGCCGACCUGGAUUUUUCAACCCGGCGGUGAUGCAGCAACCCGGAGCAUCGCAGCCGCACGUUCCCUCCGUGCACGAAGUAGCGUCCCAUCAUCAGGUGUCCCCAAACGGACACCUCUAUCCGCCAUCGCAAUUGGGACCCGCAUCAGCGCAGCCGGUAUCAGCGCCAUCGCAAUUUGUGCAACCGCCAUCGCAAACGGGCUCAGCUGUAGUGGAUAACGCCGUACUCCUGCAAACGCUGAAAAUGAUGCAGCAACUAAUGGCCCAGCAAAUAAGCCAGCCCGUAGUUACGCCAAAUUUUAAUCCAGAGCAAGCAACGGAAGCAUUAGCCAAUUCGAUUAUGGAAUUUCGGUUCGAUCCUGAAGCUGGCAUCACCUUCAGAACAUGGUUUUCCCGGUACGAGGAGCUGUUCAACGAGGAUGCUUGUCGGUUAAGUGAUGCAGCAAAAGUGCGACUUCUUUUAAGGAAGCUAGGUGCAGCCGAGCAUGAUCGAUAUUUGUCGUUUAUCCUGCCCCGGCGUUCAAAUGAAUUUUCAUUCAAGGAGACGAUCGCAAAGCUCGCUGUGCUGUUCGACGUACAGGAAUCCUUGAUAAGCAAAAGGUACAGGUGUUUGCAGCUUACAAGGAAACCUGAAGAGGAUCUGCUUACCUACGCAUGCCGUGUGAAUAAAUCAUGCGUAGAGUUCGAGCUCAGCAAGCUCGACGAGGAGCAGCUAAAGUGCCUCUUAUUCGUUUGUGGAUUAAGAGAAGAACGAGACGUCGAAGUGCGAACCAGAUUGUUGGCGAAAAUCGAGGAUCGAGAGCAGAUUACGUUGCAGCAACUGUCAGAGGAUUGCAGUCGCAUUGCCGCACUAAAAAGAGACAGCGCAAUGAUACAGGAAAAUGAACGGCAAGUACUCGCAUUGCAUAACAACAAUAAUACAAAAAUAUUAAAUAACCAUACUAAAGCUAACAAUUCGAGUUUUCAGCACCGGCAAUUCCCCAGAAGAAAUAAUUUCCAAAGAUAUAGUAAACAGCAUCCUCCCGCACGGAACACCCAGCCCAGCCGACCAUGCUGGCUUUGUGGCGAUAGACAUUGGGUGCAAGACUGCGAAUACAAAUCGCACACGUGCCAAGAUUGCGGAAUAGAAGGGCACCGAGAAGGACACUGCAAUACCGCAAGUCGAUUCGGAAAGUUUGGGCACAGCCCAUCAGCGGAGGCUAAAAUCGUCACGGUGAAUGCUUGUGCAGUCGCAGUAAACCGUAAAAGCGCAAGAUGAACCCCGCUGAUGCAACGAUGGAUUUACCGACGGAGGAGGAGCAGCGACGUGCAUCCUUAGGCCGGCCGGGAUUUGUCAACCCGGCGGUGAUGCAGCAACCCGGAACAUCGCAGCCGCACGUUCCCUCCGUGCACGAAGUAGCGUUCCAUCAUCAGGUGUCCCCAAACGGGCACCUCUAUCCGCCAUCGCAAUUGGGACCCGCAUCAGCGCAGCCGGUAUCAGCGCCAUCGCAAUUUGUGCAACCGCCAUCGCAAACGGGCUCAGCUGUAGUGGAUAACGCCGUACUCCUGCAAACGCUGAAAAUGAUGCAGCAACAAAUGACCCAGCAACAGCAGCUUAUUAGUAAAAUAAUGGCCCAGCAAAUAAGCCAGCCCGCAUUUACGCCAAAUUUCAAUCCAGAGCAAGCAACGGAAGCAUUAGCCAAUUCGAUUAUGGAAUUUCGGUUCGAUCCUGAAGCUGGCAUCACCUUCAGAACAUGGUUUUCCCGGUACGAGGAGCUGUUCAACGAGGAUGCUUGUCGGUUAAGUGAUGCAGCAAAAGUGCGACUUCUUUUAAGGAAGCUAGGUGCAGCCGAGCAUGAUCGGUAUUUGUCGUUUAUCCUGCCCCUACGUUCAAGUGAAUUUUCAUUCAAGGAGACGAUCGCAAAGCUCGCUGUGCUGUUCGACGUGCAGGAAUCCUUGAUAAGCAAAAGGUACAAGUGUUUGCAGCUUACAAGGAAACCUGAAGAGGAUCUGCUUACCUACGCAUGUCGUGUAAAUAAAUCAUGCGUAGAGUUCGAGCUCAGCAAGCUCGACGAGGAACAGCUAAAGUGCCUCUUAUUCGUUUGUGGAUUAAGAGAAGAACGAGACGUCGAAGUGCGAACCAGAUUGUUGGCGAAAAUCGAGGAUCGAGAGCAGAUUACGUUGCAGCAACUGUCAGAGGAUUGUAGUCGCAUUGCCGCACUAAAAAGAGACAGCGCAAUGAUACAAGAAAAUGAACGGCAAGUACUCGCAUUGCAUAACAAUAGUAAUACAAAAAUAUUUAACAACCAUACUAAAGCUAACAAUUCGAGUUUUCAGCACCGGCAAUUCCCCAGAAGAAAUAAUGUCCAAAGAUAUGAUAAGCAGCGUCCUCCCGCACGGAACACCCAGCCCAGCCGACCAUGCUGGCUUUGUGGCGAUAGACAUUGGGUGCAAGACUGCGAAUACAAAUCGCACACAUGCCAAGAUUGCGGAAUAGAAGGGCACCGAGAAGGACACUGCAAUACCGCAAGUCGAUUCGGAAAGUUUCGGCACAGCCCAUCAGCGGAGGCUAAAAUCGUCACGGUGAAUGCUUGUGCAGUCGCAGUAAACCGUAAGUACGUAAACGUGCAAAUAAAUGGGAACAAUGCCAGGUUGCAACUCGAUACGGGGUCCGAUAUCACGAUCAUAAAUCGACCCAUGUGGAAAAGCUUAGGAGAACCUUUAUUAAAUGCAUGCGAGAUAAGAACAAAGACAGUGUCAGGAGCUAACCUUCACAUAGACGGGGAAUUCGAAGGAAUUAUUACGGUUGGAGGAAUUACGAAAACAGCCACAAUACGGGUAGCUCGCGUAAAUCUUUUAUUAUUGGGUGCAGACGUAAUAGAAUCAUUUAACCUGGGAUCGUUACCAAUGAAUGCGUACUGUGAAUCAGUUUCAACAACGACACCAAUUGCUAAAAGCUUAGAAUAUCCCAGCGUUUUUAAAGGAUCAGGCAACGAUUAUUAUUUUACAAACGGAACAACGACUGCUACAUAACAAAAAAAAAAAA
Messenger RNA from Anopheles arabiensis, 6251 nucleotides. RefSeq lists its product as uncharacterized. The record is from RefSeq and is a predicted model, not a curated record. The transcript is spliced from 2 exons. NCBI's taxonomy places the organism in Eukaryota, Metazoa, Arthropoda, Insecta, Diptera, Culicidae. Bases 331 to 2055 code for a protein of 574 amino acids.